AACACUACCAAUCUACCACCCUUUAAACCCGAUGCUGCGUCCGAAAACCCGUACACUCGCUCUUUUCCCUUCCAUUUUCCCUAACUUUCUCACCGGCCAAACACCUUCCCAUCCAAAUCUCCACUCGAUCAAGAUGUCCUCCCAAACCCAAACCCAAACCAUCGAACACGUGGUCCUCUUCAAGGUCAAAGAAAACGCCGACCCCUCCCAGGUCGACGCGUGGCUCCACGCGCUCAACGGCCUGAUCUCCCUGGACCAAGUCCUCCACCUCAGCGCGAGCUCAGUCUUCCGCAACCGAACCUCCUCUUCCCUCAGCUUCACUCACAUCCUCCACAGCCGCUACAGCUCCCAAAACCACCUCGCCGCCUACUCGGCCCACCCCAACCACGUCAGCGUGGUCAAGGAGUACCAGCCGUUGAUCGAAGACAUCAUGGCCGUCGAUUGGGUCUUCGUCGCUGAUGAUCUCCACGUGGCCCCGCCACCGCCCGGGUCUGCGAUUCGAGUCACAUCCCUGAAACUGAAGGACAAUCUGGGCGAUGACGUAAAAGCAGAGAUUUUAGGGGGGAUCAAGGGAAUUAAGGACAGAUUUGGGGAAAUUAGUCAGUUUACUUUUGGAGAGAACUUCUCGCCCGGGAGAGCCAAGGGGUUUUCGGUCGCGUGGCUCUCGGUUUUUCCUGGACGUAGCGAGUUGGAGAAGGUGGAUGGGAACGAGGAUUUGGUAAUUUUGGAAGAGAAGGUUAGGGCUUUUGUGGAGAAUGAGGUCGUUGUUGAUUUUGUGGUGCCGUCGCCAAAAUCUGCGAGUGUUUGAUGGUUGUCAUUUUGUAUUACUCUUUAUCAACCAAAUUUCAAGCUUCCAAGAUUUUAUCAAA
Alnus glutinosa is the source of this 869-nucleotide messenger RNA. RefSeq names its product stress-response A/B barrel domain-containing protein UP3-like. The transcript has a single exon. Lineage: Eukaryota; Viridiplantae; Streptophyta; Magnoliopsida; Fagales; Betulaceae. Bases 32 to 808 code for a protein of 258 amino acids. The record is from RefSeq and is a predicted model, not a curated record.